Coregonus sp. 'balchen' is the source of this 3493-nucleotide messenger RNA. NCBI's taxonomy places the organism in Eukaryota, Metazoa, Chordata, Actinopteri, Salmoniformes, Salmonidae. The record is from the annotation of a GenBank genome assembly.
ACAACUGUAGCUUUCUUAACAGACAGAAGAGCCUUACAACCAGGAGCAGAAUAAAGGCCUUUCAACGUCUAACACAAUUUCUUCACUGAAAACAUAAUCAGGUAGGUCUAUUUUUUGUUGUUGUAAAAAGUUUAUUCCGGUGUGGUAUAGGAAAAGCGCUUUCAGGAAAACCGACUCUGUGCCACAUCAGUGUAAUGUUGCGGAGGUGUAGCAUAGUGGCAGCCGGACUGACGUCCUUUCAUAAAGAAAACGGCCUUAAAUUUAGAAUUCUUACUCGUAUCUUUGUUUAUGUGAAUCAAAGUAUAGUUUAUUUCUCAUUGUCUAAUGUGUUGUUUUGAAAUGGUCUGUGGCAACUGGGUUGAUAUGUUGUAACAUAUCCACUGUCCCUAAAAGUGACACGCACUUCAAAGAGAAAGAAUGUUAGGCCCACAUAGCUUGUUACAUUGUUUAACAGGGCGAUGUAUUUGCUUUUAUUUAUAUAUUGUUGUAAUUUUGGCAUGUUAGACAAAAAUGUAGCGAACAACUGCUGUGUCUGGUGGAAUAAGUGACAUAGAUUCUAGUUCUCAUACCAAUCAGUCUUUUGUAUAUUUGAAAAAUAGUCUAAUGGUAUACAUUAUCCAGCAAGUGAAAAUAUGUUUAACCUAAGGGAAAAUUUUAAUUUUUCUAGAAGCUUUUAAUUUUAUUGUUAGAAGCUUUAUUUAUUUUAUUGAUAGUGUUGCCCACUUGUCAGAUUGCUGCUCAUAUCUGACGUUUUUUAUUCAGUCCAGUAUCCAUGUUUAAUGUUUGGUUUUUGUUUCGCUCUUAGUCAGCUUAAUGUGACACAGUAUCACUUUUUGUUUCAGUUUUUCAUAAUGAUGCUUCAGCAUCCGGGAUUCAGCCUGUCCGACAUCAGCGCGUCAGCCUUGGUACCCUGCCUGUCCCCGCCUGGAACACUCACGCUCGAGGACUUCACCAACUUCACUCCCCUGGUAAAGGAGGAGUUGAGAUACGCUAUCCAGAACAAGCGGCUGUCCAACGGACUGAGCACCGAUAUGAGCGACUGUGUGAGCUCAAGUUCAGACAGAACGUCUGAAGCUCCAAGUGUCAAGAGGGAGGUAAGGAUGUCAACAUUAGUCGCUUACUGUAAUAUCUACUCCCCCUAUAAUGCCAAUAGUAAUUCAUACAUAACAUAAGGGCAAGUUCCUUUUUUGGUAUAUGCCUAUGUUUUAUGUUUUCACUGAACUGGGUGAGAAUUAAUUCGUAGAUGAGAUCACUGUGAUUACAGGUUUACCAACACAUUGUAUAGCCUACCAGACAUUAUUAAAUGAUCAGCCAUAUCAUUAAUUUGCCAGGAAGUUUGGUAUAUUAUUCAAGGUUGUUAAUUUGGCUGAUGUGUCAUUAACAGGAAACCCCAGAGGAAAGUGAGAGGAGGAAAAGAAGACGAGAAAGAAACAAAGUAGCUGCUGCCAAAUGUAGGAAUAAGAAGAAGGAGACAACUGACUGUCUUCAAAAGGUACGUUCAAUGUAUAUUUUACAGGGCAGUACAACAUUAUUAUGAUGGGGAGAGAGGAUUCAUAUGAAUCAGAGGCUGCCAGACUGUGUCAAGUGGUAUUUUGUGAUUUAUUAAGUAGACAUACAGUAUUAUAUUAUCUCAUAUAUUUAAUUAUUCAAAAGGUUUUUCGAAUAAAGUUAGGGCCUCAAGCAGCCUCAUUAAUGUGCCAUAAGGAUAAUUUCUAUUUAAUAUCAAAUUAUUUUGUGACUCUUAAUUGAAGAUAUUUAAUAAAUAAAUAGAUAAGGGCUCUAUAUAAAUGUCUGCCUCAAAACAGCAACAUAACACUCCAGUAUUUGCAUACAAACUAAAAUGCACUAAACAUAAUUGAGUUUUCAAAAUAAUGAACCAACAUGGGAGCUGUCAGUGACAGGAUUGAAUCAAACCACUAUUCCCUUCUCUCCUCCAGGAGUCUGAGAAACUAGAGUCAGUGAACUCUGAGCUGAAGGCCCUGAUUGAGGAGCUGAAGAACCAGAAGCAGCAGCUGGUCUACAUGCUGAACCUCCACCGGCCCACCUGCAUCGUACGGGCCCAGAACGGCCAGACCCCCGAGGAUGAGAGGAACCUGUUCAUCCAGCAGAUCAAGGAGGGUACCCUGCAGAUGGGACAGCUGGACCACCUCCACACCUCAGUGCCAACCACCUGUGGCCAUCACUGAUCCACACACUCCUGGGGGUAGUAGGGUACUACUCACUCACUCAGACAGACACUCACCGUCCUCUGGCAACUGUAUUGCACCUGCGUCAAGUGAAGGCUCUGUCGGGCCGGCAAAGCAAAGGAGCUUUGCGCGUCCCACUUCUAAACUAUGUGACUUAUGGGAUGGUGAAAAGAGAAAAGAGUGGACUGGACAGGACAAGGACGGACACCCUGUGUGCUACCUAGGGUAGGCUUGGGGUGUUCCGGCAAGUCGGGCGAAUGUCAAAGCACUAAAACAUAGAAAUACAUCCAAUGUGUUUAUUGUUUCCUUAAAUCUUUAACAUUGUUAUUCGAGGUUGAUGACUCAUUCUCUGUUUUUGUAUGAAAGCAUUAUGCCAAUAUAGUAAAGGCACAUGAUUUCACUGGUCAGUUGAGAUAGAUGCUUGUUGAGGAAAAAUACUUCUUGUUAUGACACACGAUUAAAGUGGAGAGAUAGUAAUAGCUGUGUGCUGUGUGACAUUAAUAGCUGUGUUAUUACUGUCAUAUAAGAGAAGAGGUUAUAGCUAGAAUGAAAGGCUCUUAUACAUUGUAUGAAGUGUUUGCUGUUGUGUUUAUUGAAUAUAUUCGGUAUUAGCUGUGUCUAUAGCUCACUUUCUUCCCCUUGACUUGCCUAACAAAAACCUCUGAAGCUGCUACUACUAACUCAGGAUAUACAGGUAUAGUUCAUAUCACAGGAACCCUCAUGUUAUAGGACAGUAAAGGGAGUGCAUGCAAUGACGAUUCACUCAGACAGCAUUUCAUCUAACUUACUGACAGACAAUGGCACUGUUAGCCCCGGACCUCCCUUAAUGAAAAUCAGUCAUUACAUCUCUGUAAACUGGUGUAUUCUGAAUAGGCCCUGAUUUCAUAGUGACCUGUAAUAUUUUCUCUUAAGUGUUGAAGAUAUGGUUGUGUGAUUCAUAUUAGAUUUUCUUCACCUAGAUAAAAGUGUGUAGUUACUGUAUACCAUAUAUGUAAACCAACUAACACCUCCUAUUGUCUUGUAUGUAUUAUUGAAGCUUAUAAAAUAGAACCACUAGGUAUCAGUAGCUAGAUGUCUAAGUGGAAUUAUUUAGCACUCUUCUUGUCUGAAGGUUUCACUUUAAAGUCAUGGAAGAUUACAUGAAUUGCCUCAGUGUUCGUCUGCAAUUACCAAGUCCUUAAGCCCACUGCCAAACCAGCCCCCCUCCCAUCAGUCCACAGGUUGUGCUGUGACAUCAUCACAAUACAGUUGCGCAACCAGAAACUCUGGUUAGCCUCAUUGCUCAAACAACACAUUUUUACGAUCAA